Ictalurus punctatus (channel catfish) is the source of this 1762-nucleotide messenger RNA. RefSeq names its product stonustoxin subunit beta. Lineage: Eukaryota; Metazoa; Chordata; Actinopteri; Siluriformes; Ictaluridae. The transcript has a single exon. Gene Ontology annotation, molecular function: protein binding. The record is from RefSeq and is a predicted model, not a curated record. The coding region runs from base 461 to 1030 and encodes 189 amino acids.
ACACACUCUCUCUCACACACACACACACACACACACACUCUCACACACACACACACACACACACUCACACAUGCACACACACACACUCACACACACACACACACACUCACACACACUCACACACGCACAUAAACUCAUACACACUCAUACACUCACACACACACUCACACACACACACACACACAUUGACACACACAUAUACACACACACGCACAAACACGAUAGACACACACGCACACACACACGCAUACAUGCACACGCACACACACUCGCAUACACACACAUGCACACACACUCACACUCCACCUCUCACACACACACACUCUCACAAUCUCUCAUACUCACACACACAUACACACACACACACUCUCACACACACACACAAACACACACACACACACACACACACACACACACACACACACACACACACACACACAUCCUGUGAUUAAUAUCUAACAUGUUCACAUUUGUCAUUUGUUUAGAUUUCUGUGAUCUGACUCUGGAUCCCAACACAGUACAUUAUUACCUCAUUCUGUCUGAGAGGAACAGAGCGGUGACACACAGUGGGAGAAAGCAGCAGUACUCUGAUCAUCCAGAGAGAUUUGACACCUAUCAGGUGUUGAGUAAGGAGAGUGUGUGUGGACGCUGUUACUGGGAGGUGGAGUGGAGCGGUGAUGUGUACAUAUCAGUCUCAUAUAAAGACAUCAGCAGGAAAGGACAGAGUAAUGAGUGUGUGUUUGGACGCAACAAUCAGUCCUGGAGUCUGUGGUGUUCUUCUUCUUCUUCUCUCUUUUUCUAUCACAACAACAUUAAGACUGAUCUCGGAGUUCCAUCGUCCUCCAGAAUAGGAGUGUAUGUGGAUCACAGUGCAGGAACUCUGUCCUUCUACAGCGUCUCUGACACGAUGAAGCUCCUCCACAGAAUCCACACCACAUUCACUCAGCCUCUAUAUGCUGGAUUCUGCCUCCGCUGGAAUUUUAUCUCUAAUUCAGAAACAACUGUGAGGUUGUGUGAUCCAACAAAAUAAUGAUUUGAGGUGUUUUAUGGUCAGUAAUUUGUCAGUAAAUAAAACUCUGUGCACAUUUCCUCAUUGAUCCCCAUCUGUGAAAUAAAUGUUCAUAUUAAAUCAGUAAAAACACUAAAGAUUAAAACGCUGCAUUUCGACUCGGCCUAGGAUCAUCAGUUACACAUGUAAAGGGAAUGAAAGUGUAAGAUCUGAAUGUAUUCCCAAUGACGUAUAAAAGUUCUACUGAUUUCUGAAAUUAGUGAAGUGAAAAGCCUAAACUCUCUAUAAAUCAAAUCUCUUUAUCAAAUUGGAGAGAAUUUUUAAAGGAAAUUCAAUGAAAUAUUUUGAGCGACAGGAGCAGUGCAGUAGGUAUGUAGCUAGGGAAUCAAAAUGGCCACCUAGUUACACGUUGCAUUAUGGGUACCUGUAUAGGUUGCAGUGAUGUCUGUGAAAGUGAUGAUGAUGAUGAUGAUGAUGAUUUAUAUUAAAAUAUCUGUAUCCAGUUAUUUGCCUAAUCUAAACUAUGUGCACUCAGGGCUGUUUUUGGUCUGACACAGUGGGAGAGCUGAUGGUGGCGCGGAUGUUAGUUUAAAUUAGUUAGUAAUAUUGUCAUUUUUUUGCAAAUAAUAAAGACAUUUGUAGACACUGACGUCAUGUACACGAGUCCCUGACUGUAAAAAUUCUGAGAACUUGAUUAUCUGCUGUAAUUAACGAACAUGGAGACCAAAAUAAAGCUUUCCCGGAUUUCUCAGA